CAAAUUUUUUGCACACAAUUACACAAUUGUCACACACCACUGAACUAUUAUCAUUAUCACUAUGUAUUAUUACUCAUAUUGAUAUUGAUUGUUAUUAUUCUAAUAUAAUAUGGGGUUGUUUUGUUCAAGACUUUGACAGUUAUUUUAAUAGUAAUAUAAAAGUUAGAAAUACUGAAGAAUAAUUUGUUAUAAAAAAUUUAAUCAAUCCACUUAAUGUUCUAAAAAUUAAUUGAAAACCGAGCAAAAAUGCCAAGUACGUAUCUUUAUGCAAUAAAUAAUGAGGGACGAGUGUUUGGAUUAUCAACUUCUGGCCAAAUGUGGCGAGAAUUUACAUAUCUUGGUUUAGAAUUUAAAAGUCUGUCAGCAGUUCCACAUUUUAUGUGGGCGAUUGGUGGAGAUCGUCAAGUUUACGUGCAUGUUCAUGGCUUAGAUAUUCCAAUUAGAAUAAAAGAAGAAACUUAUGAGAAUGAGCGAUGGCUGCCACUGGAAGGUUUCAGCGGGCGUUUGUUGCCAACAGAUAGAUACAAUUUUUCAAAUGCCGAUGGAUCGGUUGACAGAUCUCGAGAUAAAGUAAAACUUCCAUCAAUGGCAUGGCAAUGGGAAGGAGAUUGGCACAUUGAAACCACGUUAGACGGUCAGCCUUUAGAUCACGACGGCUGGACGUAUGCCGUUGAUUUUCCAGCGAGCUAUUCAACAAAGAAGCAAUGGAAAUCUUGCGUGAGAAGACGGAAAUGGGUGAGAUAUCGGCGGUACAGUGCCAUGAAUUCCUGGUGUGCUAUAGCACCACUCCACAAAGACCCUACAAAAGAACCCUUUAUUGACGUGGCUGUCGGCGGCACCCAAAUACCAGGUGGUAGUCUGGGAAGUCUGAUAGUUUGGGCGGUUACAGCUCAUGGAAGAGUUAUGUUUCGCGUUGGAGUCAGUUCAACGUCUCCUGAAGGACAGCGUUGGAGUGUAAUUAAAUUGUCUAGCGGUCAAGAAGUGUCUCAAGUCAGUGUUGGAGUAACAGGAUUAGGUUGGGCUGUACUUACUGACGGGAAAGCUUUAGUGAGAACUGGUGUUACACGAGAAAAUCCUAUGGGGGAAGAUUGGAGCCUGGUAGAGCCACCGCAAAAGGAUCUACGAUUGACACAAGUCAGUGUAGGCUGUGAUGCUGUCUGGGCUGUUACACAUGAUGGAAGUGUGUGGUUUAGAAAAGGUAUUAAAGGCGAUAUGGCUGGGAUGUGCGAACAAUUAGCUACAGGCACUGGAUGGGUUGAAAUGGGCAGCAAAAUGGCUUUAGUUUCAGUCUCUUCUAAUGACCAGCAACGUCAUCAAAGUUGGAGCUCAUUAAACAGGCCUCAGAGCACAGGAGAAGGCACUGCUCUUAUUCGUGACUGGGAAGAACAAUCCCGAUCCGCACCAACUCCUACGUCUUUAAAAUUGUGGCAAAAAAAUGAAGCUAACGGCUCCAACGGAGGAAUUUCUCAGCAAACUUCUUUCCAAGAAAUGUUCAAUGCUGACGAAAAAAAUCGGUCCGCUAGUUCUGUUAGUUCUGAGAUGGAUUCCGCUGCCAAUAUUACAAUUUCUAAUGAGUCUCUGUCGCACAGCGGAGAAUCAACUGUUGUUUCGGGAAAAGGAAUGAGCAGUACAGUAAAAGUUAACCCAGCUGCCUGGAGUCCAGUACACUCUGUUGGAUCUAUGGUAGGCGUUGAAGCACAUCCUGAAACAGAUGGUAGUGUUUUUGACCCUGAUUGGACUGGCGAGUCUGGAGUUUAUGGAGAAGACGAAAGUACUGCUGCUGUUUAUUGGGCUGAAUGCGAUGUUCUGUGGUGCAAAGUUGAAGCUGGCGCUUGUUUUAUUGAUCCUAUUAAUCCACCUAAAUGGAUUGCUGACAAUUAUGCUUCUAAUCAUGGAGAAACAGCUGAACCCUGGCGGAUUCACAUUCUUGAAGAAUUAAAAAACAGAAUGAAAGACAUUAAUUUUGAUAUUUCAUCUUGUGAAAAAGCAAUUGAAAGAUCGUCCUGGGUAAAAAACGGAGAUGCCAAAUGUAAAUUAAAAGGAAGUAACACUUACGAAGACUGUGUCAUAGAAUUAGAGUGGAUAAGCAGCGACGGUGGUUCCUUAGACUGUGGCACCCUAACAGUAUUAAACGCCGACGGGGCAACGACAGUGAUGCAAUUUCCAGUAACCGAAAUAGUAUGCGUAGUCUGUUGCAGCGAGCCCUCUUGCCCCCGCUUAGCCAUUCACACGCCUCGACUGCCCAAAUCAAAAGUAUUAAGACUCAAAUUUUCAAGUGACACCGAGCUAGAAGACUGGAUGGGACACAUAACAUCAGUGACAUGUAAAACCAACAAUGUUUACGGGCGACCGGGUCCCAAAUCAAUCUGGUCCACCACAGCUCUGGGCGAUGUUUUCGUCUACGACCCCGUAAUCGCCGAAGCGAAUCAACUGGUUGAUGAAACCUACACUCAAGAGCUAGAUGUCUCCGGCAAAGAGUUGCCAUUUGAAAGCAUCCUACACAACGGAUUCAGUCCCGGUCAUUCAUUGCACAUUUCCGUUUGUGUUCAUGACGAUGCUGAUAGACUAGCUUUUAAUUUAGUCUGCCAUAUGACAACAGCAAUGAAGCACAAACCUUCAAAUGAUUCUCAUGAUAUAGCGUUUCACUUUAACCCAAGAUUAAAAGAAAAUUUAAUAAUAAGAAACACGUACCAAAACGGCCAGUGGGAUGAUGAAGAAAGAGCAGGAGGCAGUCCUUUAAAACCAGGGACUGAUUUUUCAUUAAAAAUAAUUUGCGAGCCCAGAGGAUACCGUAUGUUUAUCGACGACAAGGAGUUUACUUUUUUUUGCCACCGAAUUCCACCGGAGAAUAUCACUCACUUAAGAAUAAAAGGACUUAUUACGCUCCACUCGGUGCUGUAUAAAUCACCCUGGGUGAUAAUAGAGCCUACGACGAUGUUCUGGAGACAAAUGGGCGGACAUUUGAAGAAAGUCGAGACUUGCAGUGCUGGAAUUACCUGGGGAAUUGGCUAUGACAACACAGCUUGGGUUUAUACUGGUGGUUGGGGUGGAAGCUUCCUCAAAGGACUGGGUACUAGCAACGCGGACAUAAAUUCAAUGAGUGAUACUCAUAAUUAUUAUGUGUAUGAAAACCAACGGUGGAACCCAGUGACUGGGUACACUUCUCACGGCUUGCCAACUGACCGGUACAUGUGGAGCGAUGUUACAGGUCGUCACAAAAGGACUAGAGAACAUACUAAAGUACUGUCGAUGCACUGGAGAUGGGUGUCCGACUGGAUAAUAGACUUCCACACACCUGGAGGAGUAGAUCGUGACGGCUGGCAGUACGCUACAGACUUCCCGUCGCAGUACCAUGGAAAAAAAAAUUUUACUGACUAUGUUAGGCGACGAAGGUGGUUCAGAAGGUGUCUGUUGACCACCAGUGGACCUUGGAAGGAGCUUGGGAACACUAAGAUAAUAGAUGUUUCGUUGUACUCGGUGGAUAAUGGGCCGGAUGCUCCUGUUGAGGUCUGGGCAGUUGCUGCUAAUGGUGAGGCUCUUUAUCGGAGAGGAGUUUCUGAGUCCUGUCCUAUGGGAGUCUCUUGGGAGCACAUUCCCAGUGAUCAGGCUUUGAUUGGAAUUUCAUGCGGGCCGAUCGGUCAAGUAUGGGCUGUGGGGAAAAAUGGAUCUUCGUAUUGGAGAUUUGGGAUCACGAAUUCUAAACCUAUUGGGGAGGUGUGGACUAAUGUGGAACCACCGUCUGGGGCUCAGUUGAAGCAGAUUUCUGUGGGGAAAAAUGUCGUUUGGGCUUUGGAUACUUCAGGAAGGCUUUCAGUGCGUAGAGAAAUUCAACCUAAGGUUUUUCCGGAAGGAACUCACUGGCAGACGUUGCCUGCUAUGCCCAAUGAUCCAAUUCAUAUUGAUCUAAGUGUUGUCACUGCUAAACAGGGCUUUCGGCAUGUAUCUGUUUGUAGAGAGUCGGGACAAGUCUGGGCUGUUUCAGGAGCUGGGAUUGUUUGUCGGAGGAUUGGAGUUACUAAUGAUAAUCCUGCGGGAACUGGAUGGGUUACUGGCAUUGGGGCUAACUGGCAGCACAUAAGUCUCGGUGGUUUUCCUGGUGGUAAGAAAUUAUAAAUCUUUACUUUACAGUAUUUUAUUUAAAAAAAAAAAAACAACGAGUCUGAGGUAUAAUAAUCGUUUACACAAUUGGUUUAAAAAAAUUUUAGGCCUACCCUAGGUACUAGUCAUAUUUAAGUUUUAUUUUAAAACUAUAAUAAUUACUUAUUUGCCAUUAAAAUUAAUUUAUUACAACUCAUUAGGAGUAAAAAUAAUUAUAUCGCUAAUUUUUAUCUCAUACAUUCCUUAUAUAAAAGGCUUACAAUUUUUUUUUGUAAAAUAAGUCAUUUUAAUUAUUACUAUUAUCACUAUUAAUUUUAUUAUUGAUAAAAAUUUAUGUUUCAAUGGAUUAUUUUUAUACUGUCACUGCUAAAAUAAAACCAAUUAUAAAUAU
Cotesia congregata is the source of this 4489-nucleotide messenger RNA. Lineage: Eukaryota; Metazoa; Arthropoda; Insecta; Hymenoptera; Braconidae. The record is from the annotation of a GenBank genome assembly.